This is a messenger RNA of Paramormyrops kingsleyae, 2250 nucleotides long. It is a transcript of the gene ormdl3, whose product is annotated as ORMDL sphingolipid biosynthesis regulator 3. Gene Ontology annotation, cellular component: endoplasmic reticulum membrane. Lineage: Eukaryota; Metazoa; Chordata; Actinopteri; Osteoglossiformes; Mormyridae. The record is from RefSeq and is a predicted model, not a curated record.
UCGAGAGCUAGUGCGUUGAUUUUUUGCAGCUCAAGAAUUUCCGUUCCUAAUGUGCGCUCCGCCAGUGAUGACGUUUGGUCAAAAGCUGCGUUGCUACCAGCUGUUCGCACAGCCGUCGCACAGAGAUUGAAACGGUAGACGGUUUUUGUGUAUUUGUGUAUUUGGUAUAACUGCGGAUACCCAUGGCACACUUUGGCCAAUGCAAACAGCUGCGUAAUGACUCCAGAAUAAGGGCGACUUAACUGGAGGACUGGUACUGCUCGCCUGAAAUAUCGGAUCCGUCGGCGAUAUAAAUUAUAUAACGAGUCGAGAAGACUGAUCACUGAAAUCUGGGAAUUGUUGCUGUUUUAGCGAAAAACCGCUGUAGUCCAAAGUUUAUAGUUUUCUGCCCGGUUUUCAGGCCUCUUCUUCGUGUGCGUGCUGGGAGGUGGGCCGAGGGGCGCGGCGGCAGCAUGAACGUGGGCACGGCGCACAGCGAGGUCAACCCCAACACCCGAGUGAUGAAUAGCAGGGGCAUCUGGCUGUCCUACGUCCUUGGCAUUGGCCUGCUGCAUGUCGUGCUGCUCAGCAUCCCCUUCGUCAGCGUGCCCGUGGUGUGGACUCUCACCAACAUCAUACACAACAUGUGCAUGUACAUCUUCCUGCAUACGGUGAAAGGCACCCCCUUUGAGACCCCAGACCAGGGCAAAGCUCGUCUUCUCACGCACUGGGAGCAGAUGGACUACGGCGUACAGUUUACUGCCUCGCGCAAGUUCCUCACCAUCACGCCGAUCGUACUGUACUUUCUUACAAGCUUCUAUACAAAGUAUGACCGCAUCCACUUUGUCAUCAACACCGUCUCCCUGCUCACUGUGCUCAUUCCCAAGCUUCCUCAGCUGCAUGGGGUCCGAAUCUUUGGGAUUAACAAGUACUGAUCUUUGGCAGAAUCUCAAUCUCCCUUCCUGGUGCGGUUGUCCAGCUCUGCUCUCCUUGGAUUGCAACCAAGGACGUCCCGUGUUCCUCUGUGACUCUGAAGGGCCUGUGACAUCAGGACUUGCCCAACCUCAGUACGAGGCUCUUUUUCCUAAAGCUCUAGUGAAUGAAGUUCAAGUGUGGCAGGAAGUGAUGCUAGAUGGCAGUGGCAAUAUGGUGUGGCUCAUCCAAAUUAAAGGCUUCUCUUUUGUUUGUUGAAAUCUGAGCUACUUCUGAGAAAGAGCUUGACACCCAUUGAGGUACUGAGGAUGGACUCUUCCGUUGCUCGUUCAGUCUGCAUAAAGUAAGCUGGGAUAGCGUUUCUUCUAAAUGUGAAACUUGAUGACAAUCGAUGUAGAAUGUCUUCCUUUCAUGAUCGUCCCACCAAGGAGCGCACUGUCCAUGGCUCUGUUGACCUUCUCUGCUUCAGUGGUUCGCUCUUGAGGACCAGAAGCUUCAGUUGGCCUACCGACAGUCCCUGUGUAUCUCUUGUGUGUGUGGCCGGCUGAGCAACUCUGGGGUUCAUGAGAAGUGUGGCUUUACAAUAUGAUACAGGGUUUUUUUUAUUUUUAUUUUAUUUAAAAAAAUGAAAAAUUCACUUAGCCUUACCAGUGCUAGGUGGCAGGUACUGUCUGAUUAGUUAAGGGACGUGUUACAGGUCAGAUGAAUUUAGCAGACUCAGAAAGGGACUUUACUUGAAAGUAAGUUCCCAGCUUUUUGCUCAGAUCAGACCUUCGUUUUGUUGCCUUUAAUAAUAUAUGCCCUGACCUGAAGCCCUCUGCAGUGCCACAAUAUUGAUCACCAAGAAUGAUUUGUUUAAAGAACAUUAGCUGAAAUGUGUGUUGUGUUUAGGAAGGUCUGCUUUAAGAAAAUCCUGCAAUGUUACACCUUCAUACCAGUGGUAACAGUAGAUGCUAUAAUGGGCUAUAAUAGGUGUUAAGGAAUCUAGAGUCCGCAGGGUCUUCGAGUCACCAUUAACAUUUAAACUGUCAAAGCUUCCGCACACUAACUAAAACCAGGAAGCAUAGUGUAUAGGUUCUGUCAAAGCGGGGAGGUUUUCUGGAGCAGAGUGUGCAGAUGAGUAGGCUGGAGCCCAUGGACACACAGACUGAAUGGGCAGAGAUGGUGAUGGAUGGUAAUGUAUUUGCAGCAGUAUAAUCCAUAUCCCUGCAGUGUUCAUGAUUAUUCAUGGAUAAGGUGGUGUGCCCUUUAAAAUGACAAAACCAUGUAAUGGAAGAUGGAGCAGAAACUGACUAGCUCUUGGACUACGUUUGGCUAACCAGUGCAUUUUUUUUGGGG